AUGGUUUGUUUCACUGACACAUCGUCCACUUGCCCGGCGUUUGUACAGUUUGUCAUCUUCACGAUUUUCUGCUCAUUCAGCUUCGCCGCGGUCCCCAGAUACCGACCGAUUCAUCGUUCCUGCGGCGUGGCUGCCCCCUCAGAAGACCUCGUUGUCACACAUCGAUAUCUACAAGAACACGAACCACUCGAGAACGACCUGUGGAACAGUUCCCUCGUCGCUGCUCGUCAUUCCCCCCAUCAUGAACGUCGUCAGACCUUGACUCCCUUAUACACGAUUGACACUUACGUGCAUAUUGUAUCCGACGCCGCCAGCUCGUUCUCGUCGUCGCCGAACUACGUCACAGAUAGCAUGGUCCAAAACCAGUUUGUCUAUCUCGCCCAAUCUUACACCAACGCGUCGAUCGGGUUCCGGUUGGCGGGCGUGACCAGGACGACGAACGACACGUGGGCGAGCAACGGGGAUGACGUCGCCAUGAAGCGGGCACUGCGCCAGGGGACGUACUCGAGUCUGAACAUCUACUAUCAGUCUCUCCUGCAGGCCGGCAGCAACACGCCUGGGGUGCCCGCAGGCAGUACCCUGCUUGGGUUCUGCUCCUUGCCCGCAAGCGGUGUGACGUCGACGACGCAUUCGAGCCUGUAUGUCAUCGAUGGAUGCAAUGUUCUCAGCGGGACGAUGCCCGGAGGGAAUAUGCAGGGGUACAAUCUGGGGGGAACCACGGCGCACGAGGUGGGCCAUUGGAAUGGGCUGCUGCAUACGUUCAAUGGAAACAGUUGCGAUGCGUCAGAUUGGGGCGAUUACGUCGCGGACACGCCGCAGCAGAUGACCAGCACCAACGGCUGCCCGCCCUCCAAAGACUCCUGCCCCAACUCGGGCAUCUCAUCCACCGCGUACACCGGGCUGUCCAGCCAAGGUUCGAAUCCAUAUGGUCCGCAGGGCUUUUCAGGACCCGACUCGAUCCACAAUUUCAUGGAUUACUCCGACGAUGCGUGUUAUACAGGAUUUACGCCGGGCCAGGGGGCCCGGAUGCUGAAUGUGUGGAACAUCUAUCGGGCAGGCCUGUGA
Messenger RNA from Fonsecaea erecta, 1065 nucleotides. RefSeq lists its product as hypothetical. The coding region runs from base 1 to 1065 and encodes 354 amino acids. Lineage: Eukaryota; Fungi; Ascomycota; Eurotiomycetes; Chaetothyriales; Herpotrichiellaceae. Gene Ontology annotation, molecular function: metallopeptidase activity. The transcript has 3 exons. The record is from RefSeq and is a predicted model, not a curated record.